This is a messenger RNA of Sphenostylis stenocarpa, 792 nucleotides long. NCBI's taxonomy places the organism in Eukaryota, Viridiplantae, Streptophyta, Magnoliopsida, Fabales, Fabaceae. The record is from the annotation of a GenBank genome assembly.
AUGCUGAGAAAUCUCCGAUCCCGGCGUCACACCCGUCACGGCGUGUUCCUGUGUGUUGUCGUUUCGGGUCUCCUUCUGUUGGUGUGCGGCUCUGUCUCCCUCCUCCUCCACCGCCGCGCCACCAUCCCCCACCGCUCGCACAAUGCCAAUUUCGAUUCCCUCCUCUCCGAUUCUGUCAACGACGACUUCAUCGCUGGCGAGGAAAACAUCGACACAAUCGAUGCCCUCGACGUGGUUGAGGAAGAGCCGGAGGAAGAGCCUGAGGACGCCAUUGACGCCGACGCCGACGACGAGGAGCCUUUCGAUCAGAACCCCGCUGCGUCUGGGUACUUCUUCCAUCACGCGGAGGGCGUGAUCCGCCGGGCCAUCAGCAAGAGCUCCUUUAUGAACAACGACGACGACGGGCCCUUCGUGGGUCCGGAGGAUCGCAGCAAAACCGCGUUUGGCUCCGAUGACGUGGCGGUGGACGAGAAGGUGCGGUUAAUGGCGUUCGAAGUGAAGGGCGUUGAGGACGCGCUUUUGUUGAAGAGCAUUGGAAGGAGGGUUUCACCGUUAAGAGAAGGUUGGGGCGAUUGGUUCGAUAAAAAAGGUGACUUUUUGAGGAAGGAUAAGAUGUUGAAGUCUAGUUUGGAGCGUUUGAAUCCUCUGCAUAAUCCCAUUAUUCAAGACCCUGAUGCUGUUGGUGUCACUGGGAUCACCAAGGCUGAUAAAAUCAUUAAGAAUUCCAUGCUACAUGAUCUUAAGAGACUUCCCUUUUCCUCUAGGAAGAUCACUCACCAAUCCAAUUUCUAA